CCGGGUGCGAGGCGGCGUGCGUCGUUCGUUGAGCGUGCGGUGUGGCCUGUGAUGUCGCGCGCGCGCCUUGCGUGCGGUUCCCGUCGCAUGCGUGGCGCCCGACCACCCGCUUGCCGGCGCGCAUGACGGCUGCCGUGCUCCAGUGAGCGCGCACUACGCCCGGCCACGGAGCAGCGAUCCCGGCGGCCUGCACAGCUCGGCGACUGGAGGAAGCAAUGGCGUUGCCAGCCUUGGCCCUUGUGCUGCUGGUGGUGACCUGCAGCGGUGCCGAGGCGUGCGGCGAGACGCGCGACGGCGCCGACAAGGGAAUCGUGCGGCCGCCUCGCCCACUUCGAGCCAGUGACCGGCUCAACUGCACGUGGGUGCUGCGCGCCGCCCCGGGAUUGCGGUUGUUGGUGCGGUUGGACAACGUGCACCUACCGUCGCCGGCGCUAAGGAGCGCCGCGUUGCGCCUCAGCGUCAACGGCCGCGUGAGCGAGAUCACGCGCGACUGCGUCAACUGCCUCGACGCCACGCUAGCCGGGGAGACCGUGGAGGUCCACUUCGUCUCCAGUCCCCUGGCCGAUGGUUCGGAGCCGGGCAGCUUCCAGCUCCGCUACCGAGCCUUCGACCCCAACCAGUGCGAGCGACCGCGGCCCCCGAGCCAGGGCUACGUGGUGGGCCGCGACUGGCAACUGGGCCGCGAGGUGCGCUUUGCGUGCAACCCGCCGCUGGACCCGUUGGGCCACGCGACCGUGGCGCGCUGCGAACCGGGGGACGACGGCGUGCCCCGCUGGAGCCGCGCCGCACCCCGCUGCGCGGCCAGCGACUGCCGCCGGGGCCCCGUGCGGCGCGUCGCCGGUGCCGGCGCCAUCGCGAGCCCCGGCUACUUGGAGAGGAGGCUGCCGGCCAACCGUCGCUGCGAGUGGCACAUCAGCGCGCCGCCCGGCCACCAGGUGUGGGCGACCUUCAGGCAGCUGCGCCUGCCAGGUGCAACGGGUGGCGACGGGCCGCAGCUGUACCUGUUCGACGGCGACGAGUCGACGCCGCUGGCCAACAUGAGCGGCGUGCAGCUCAAGCCGCCGCCGCUGAAUGUGACGAGCGUGUCGAACCGGCUUAUCGUGUUGCUGCUGACGAGCGCACGGCCCGCCGACGACGCCGUAGUGUACAUGGAGUACGCGGCUCGUCCUGCCGCUUGCCCGGAGCCCGCAAAGCCCGCGAGCGGCUCGCUGGUGGCCCACAGCCUGGGCGUGGGCUCGCGCGUCGCCUACCGCUGCGACAGCGGACACGCCAUGGUCGGCGACCCGGCCGCCGAGUGCCUGCCGUCCGGCGAGUGGAGCGCCUCGCCGCCGCAGUGCGUGCCGCAGGAGGAGCCAGCCGACGACCAACAGGACGUCUCGGUGGACGCGCACGUGGUCGCGUCGGCCCACGACGACCUGGUCGUUCCCCUGGGCGGACCGCGGGGAUUCACCGUGGCUCCGGCGACCACCACCGAGCUCGCUGCCACAUGGGUCAACGAGGAGGAGCCUGUGACAACCGCUGUGACGACGUCGCCGCCGCUGUUGCCCACCACUACUGUGCCGCCGUCUUCCGAGGAGGCGCUCGACCCGCUACCGCAGAGCAGCAAGCUGGACCGGGAUCGCUGGAAGCCAUACGAGCAGGACAUCAACCGGGCUGCAGUACUGGCGAAGGGGCCUCCACGCAAGCCUUCGGCACACAUGGAUCCAUGGCGGGCCUCUGACCACGCCGCCGUAUUGGUUGGAGAAGAGCUCCUUCCGCACGACACCGAGCCCGGUGACGUCGCAACCUCCGGCGUCGAUAACGACCUUGACAUCCCGGAUCGAGGUGGUAGCGAUGGCCUGGAGGAUGGUCUCACGGUAACCAUGGUAGCUGUCAUCGUCGCCGUCACUGCCCCUCUUGCAAUCGCUCUACUGCUGCUAAUCGUGCUCGUGGCCUACCGGCGCCGCUAUCCUGUACGGAUGAACUUCGGCCGCAAGUUUUCUACUUUUGAGAACCCGGCCUACGUACGCAAGGACGCCCGGGACCCCCGGGAAUUGACCCGGCUUUCGAUCGCUGACCGAGACCGCUUCUGAAGCGGAGAAACUGCUCGGCAGUCUAGUCGUUGUUGCGAGGCAAAGCGAAAUUGCCACGCGGAUCCGGCAACACAGAAUGAUAGGACGAAGCAACCAAAUGGUAAUGGCCGUUCUGCUCAUAAACGGCAUAUCACGUUUUACUUGAAUGUGGUGCUGCUUUUUUUUUCCCUCGCGACUUCUCCUGCUCACUUGAUUUUCCAAAGGCAACAUUUUAGCCCUUCCACCGUCGGAAGAGGCCCACUGGUCAUUUGGCAUUACCUUUGAACUCAGCACUCCUUGGCCCGGUGACAACCCGGUGUGUCCAGCGAUUGCCAUGUUUCAGCUGACGAUCGGUCUGUGGCUGGCAAAACUUUUUUCUACUGCCGUUGAUCAGCGGACUAUUGGAGCGUGUGUGGUGCUGGAAUGUGUUGCAUAAGUGACAACAGGGGUGACUGGCGUUUGAGCUGCCUCCGCGUAUUCUCGUCGUAGGCUGCUUUCUGCGUCGUACCUUCUCGUGGAAUGCUCUCCAGGACUGUCGAGGUGGCGGAAAGGUGAUGUGAUCCGGUGAUCGUGGACCUUAGCGUGCGAAAGGCUUUCGAAGGCCUGCACAUGAGCAACGGUAUCUUCAAGACAGCGAAACGCCCAGGUGCUGCAUUGUGUGUGUUCGAAACUUCUUGAGCUCCGCCUACUAUGCGUGUUUGAUUAUUGUUUCUCUGAACGUACAACUAGUGUUCACAGGAGUCAUACUUCUACCAUUAUUAACUUCCCUUUCUGCAUACGGAACAGCGUUUUAUACACCAGGAAAAUAAUGAGCGACGCCACGAAGCGUCGUCGUCAGCAAUUUUUCAAUGAUUUUAUUUCUUAUUUGUGUACACGAGUAUAUACGAAGCAACAAACAAGAUGCACAAGAAUAAGCGUUACAUCAACGGUAUUCUUGCGUGCUAAGUGCCUCCUUCCGUCUUUCGUGCGCUAAAACAGUGGUCAAGAUGCAUCCUUAAAAGCGCGUUGUUUUUCAGUAAAGUGGACGCUUUUGCGAUUGCCCUGUAGGUCAAUAAUUAACUGAUUAUUCAUUGUCUUUCUCCACAGCUGUUUACAGUCUUUACAAAUUAUUCCGGGAUCGUAUAAAAUACGAAGAGAGCUACUGUCGCGUCAAUGAACGCCGAAGUGACUACUGGGAGCUUUUGAAUCCUUUUUAUAUUGCCGACUGAACCGCUUGUUCAGGAAGCGACCGGUUGGCGCUUUGUCUUCAUAGACUUUGUCUUCCUGUCCUCGUUGUUUCGUACGGGCAGUUCCUGUAACUGAUCAGAGCGUGCACCUGUGUUAUUUUUACGCUCAAAGGUGCAAGCUGCAGACAAGCAUGUAGCUGUUCUAGAGGGGUUUCAAACGACAAACUGAUGAAUGGUAGCUGCCAGUGGUAGUGACCAAGAAGCAGAGAUAUGUCAUUUAGCCACGAUAAAAAAAAACCGUUUAGAUAGUACAGUCUCAUACGGAGAGUAGCAGGGUGCUACUGGCAGGAGCGAUUGCGUGGGUCGUCGAGGCGGAUACAAAACUAGCGUCGAAUCACUGCGAGCGCAGCUGUUCGCCGAAAUUCAGCUAAUGCGUUUUCGAACCCCUUUGUCUAUUUACUUUCUGGGGUGCUUAUACGAAUUGAAAUAGAAUAAUUGUGCGUCUUGUUUAUCUAACCUCAGUAACAUUAAAAAUGAUCCGAACAUAAAAAAAAGAAUUUCCUAUGGUGUCUGUUACUAGCGAUAUAAUGCACAUAAAGCGUCAUGAAUCAAGUGUCGCAAUGAAUUUAGUGCUGACAUUUGCGCAAGGAAAUAAUUUGUUGUGGUUGCAAAACGCUUAGCUAUUCCAAAGACACGUACGCUUGAAUUGUGAACGAAAGUUUAUAAACCCGCCGUUUGCUAUGUCAUUGAAGUCUUGCUAAAUUGUUUAAAAAGUGCACGUCGUACCCACGAUUGCUUGGUGGUAGUACACUUACAAAGGUCGUGUUACUCUAGCAAUGUUGUAUAAAUCUCCACGUCGAAAGAAAGAUCCGAUAUUCAGCGUAGCUUCGCACGUUGCCAUCGCGCUUCUCUGCGCGUGAAUUCGGCUUCUCAUAUGACUGUGUGUCACCCUCCAAGUAAGUACAGAUCGAGUCAAGAAAUAACACAGUAAUAACGAGGCAGGUUUCAGGGCGUUCCAUCCGGUCCCACGCCUUGUUUUGUGAAACACGUAGUUGUUGGACUUAUUGAUGCAUGUUUUCUUUUUUUUAAAUCAGGAAUUGUAGAGCAGCUAAAGAGCAGGCAAUACAGAACCAACAUAUCUGUGUGCCUGUCCAUGCUGGUUCUGUGGUGCCUGAUCUUUUGCUGCGCCACCAUUCCGAUAAAAAAGAUACUUACACCGUCUUCGCCUGCUGUGCGUGGUUUUCACUUUUCGGCUCAAGAUUACACAGGGACGGAAGGAAGAACACACGAGUCGAGAGCUCACUAUAAAAUGAAUGCUUCUUUUGAAAAAAAAAUCGCUUAAUAUUAACCAUAGCCCGAAACGCACACUUAUACUGCACAAAAGUUGUUGCAAAAGGGGGGCUUACGUCGCUUACAAGGGCAUAAAAGAACGCUAUUCAGUAUUUGCGGAAAAGAUUUCAGAAAAUACGCGUGGUCAACGAACUAGGACAGAAGGAGAGAAAUAUUCUUUGAAAUAACAUCUGCGCAAAGCAAGUGCGUCUGACAGUGUUAUUUGUUGUUUGCCUUAAAUUUGCGUUCAAAAUAAACGUUGUGUUCGUGAUGAGCGGUCGUGUCGUAAUGUAUCCCUUCCAUCCCUGUCUGAUUUUUGCACUGACAAGCCACACACUUGCCAACUCGCGACCUUGCCCUAAGUACUUGAAAUGUCUCACUGACUAUUCUGAAGAAUGGUUUCAGUUUCUAUUGUAGUGCAAUGAACAUUGUGGGCUUUAAGCUGUGGGAAAGCUAAGUUACAACACGUAAUCAAUCUUUUACCUCGCGUGUAUUUGUGGUCUGCAAGUCAUGCCUGAUGCUGGUGGUGCAAGAAAGCCAUGCCGCAAGACGUCCCAAAGCACUUUUUUAUUGCAUUUAUGGUAUAGUUUUUAUUGCUUGUAUACGCGUAGCGAGUGUAUUAUUGCGUCAUUGAGAUAUUACAUAGACUCGGUAGACCAAAGAAAUGCUCAACGGCAACGUACUGAGUGAACCUGCAAAUGAGUGUGUAACGACGUCUAGUUGUAAGAGUGCACGUAUGGCGUGGUAAUACAAGAGCGACCGUUAUUGUUCGGUUGUGCAUGCAUAUAUAUAUAAUAUGUGUAGAUCACCCUGCAGCUAACUAAGCUUUAGGCGACUAGGUACCAAAGUAUAGAUAAUCGUUGUGACCCUGUCACCAUAGCUUCCGUAAUAUUUUCUGAAGCGGAUGAAUUUGGCGUACAAAAUCGCGAUAUGCACUAGCCUAAUGUGACUUCCUUUUUCCAAAACAAAACCACGCAUUUAGAACCGUAAACACAUUUUAAUGACAAGGUAUAGUUUCCUCCUCCCACAACGGUAGGCUCUCAGUUGGAGAAGAUCUACCUUCAUCUGCCAAACUUUUCACCCAGGCGAAUCUGGAGCAAGGUAACGUCACACGAGGACUGUGCCCAAAGAGCGCGACAGCAUUUGGAAGAAAACUUAUUUUCUAGGCUUCGGCAAUUAGCUGCUGUUUGCAAGCGUCACCAUUAUUGCGAAGAUCCAACCCACAACGAAUCCUUUCUUUUUCUCGCGGCAAAGUGUUAUGGCAUAGGAAAGAGGAGGCGCUAUGACUCCGAGUUCAGUCCUGUUCAUAUAUGUAUGGCGCUGCUUUUUGUGGCCCAAGCGGAGAUUGCUGUGGCAGCUUUAUUAGUUUAGUCCUCAAAUCAUUUGGGAUCCGCUAUGCUCCUUCCAUUGGGAAGGAGCAUAGCGUUCAUGAAAGUACUAAGCUCUGCAAUUGAGAGUAAUUGUGGUGUACAUCGUUAGCACGUGCGUCUUCGGUUAGCGUACAUUUUGUAGCGACACAUGGCCCAGUGAUUCCAUGAAUGCUUUGCCCAUGCAUGCUCGCCCUAUCUGCUCUCAGCCCAGAAAGAUAAGGGGCACCGCAGCUCAGGCUUUGAAGGAACUCAUUGCUUGGGUUUUCCAACGUAAAUGACCUGCUCCCUCUGUGGGCUAUCGUGCCUUGGAGAAUACAAGUCCACUUGUCGAAAUGUUGGCUCCUGCUUUCACCUUGUUAUCGUUUUUCUCAUGGACUUGAAUUUCCACCUUCCGCCUUCCCCGUGUUUUCCAAACAUGAAUUGUGUAUCACCAAAUUAUCUAAGCAUCUGGCAGCGUGUUCGUGAAAUACGUCAUUGUUGCAUCUUGAGACAUGUUUUUUUGGCUUCCAGCUUCGUUCUGCGUCCUUGGUAGAGAAAAAAUAAAUGUAUGUAUUUCUAGUACUUAUGCAAGCAAACGUAGUCAGGCCUCCCUAGUGAAGUGUCGCCAAUUGAAGUCUCCUGGCGAUUCCCCAUUUCCUACGCGGAUAAGAAAAUCUUGUUAGCCUCCUCCGUUAAGAAAGGGUUUCGUAGGAGUAUCAAUCGCCUUCACACGCAUCGCCGUAGUAUUGUGGCCUAUUUCGACAUCGCCUGUGUGAAAUCGUGGCAUGGCAAAAUAUGUCCCAUGAUUUCUAGGUAGUUCUCUUGCGCCGAAAAACCACACUAGGUAAAUUUUUAUUGCGAGGAACGAGAUUUAACUCGACGAAGAAGGAAUACAUUUGUACCGCCUGGUCGCGCGUUAUGAAUUCAUGCGUGUGAGCUGCUGGUCGCCGCCAGCAGUCGGCAAGUGCACAGCCCCUGAGAUCCUUAACAAUACCGCGCAAGCGGCGACCACACGUCGUGUAGAUGCUGUCUAAUGGUGAAAAGCGACUAGAAUGACUAUAGCCUGUGCAAAACGAUGGGCGAAACGACAACAAGGCGAAAGCAGGAGCCAACGUUUCGACAGGUGGACUUGUCUUCAAGGCGACAUAUGCUUUCCUCGCCUAGGUGGGGUUCUCCUAACGGGGAGAGGGCGUAAAGCGGGUGGGUGCGGCAACAAGCGAAGGUGUGUUAGCGGCGAGGGUGUACAGUUGAGAAUAGAGGAGUGCUGUGCACAAGGCCAGGGACCCGGCCGUCUGUCAAUCACGUUUUAACGCUCGUCUGUCAGCCGGCGUGUCAACGGCGUGCACAGCAGCCCCCUGUUUUCUGUUUCGCUGGCCGUCGUGGCCUAUCGCGUCUCGGAAAGAGGCAACAGAAGGCGCGGCGGAAACCGGUGCUCUCGAAAACAAAAGAAAAUACUGAAAUGGAAUAAAUAAAUAGAUAAAAAGAAAAAAAAGGAAAGAAGAAGAAAAAAGAAUGCUUAGAAACCAAACUAAGUGUUGUUCUCUAUAGCUUGAAAUUUAGCAUAGCGAAUACAUUCUAAAGCUCCCUUUGAAACGUUUAUGCCUGUUGGUUGCAAUGUCUUGAACUUAUGGAUAAGAUAUGAUUCUCUGUAUUUUCUUUCUUUCAGGAUGCAAAUUUUACUAUAAGAUCUAGAGUUUAAAUUCAUGAAACUUAUGACCUGAUUAGUUGAAAUGCUCGGCGACGGCUUUGGGAUGCUUUUUACCUGUGUCCGCGCGAUGUCCGUUUAAUCUGACGUUCAUUGAUUGUACCGUUUCGCCGAUAUAUUGUUUCUCAGAGAAAGAAGAUCCAAGCAGUGAGGCUGCACACGAGCUGGCCCGAGCUCUCUGCCACUGGGCGGCUGCGGAACAGCCCGAAGGCGGGGGAAUGAAAGAUGGUGCAAUCGCGUAUCAUGAAAUCACUGAUCAUUACAAACUUGAAAGCAGAGACCUCCCACCUCCGGAUCGGUGUCUCUCCUACAACGAGGCCCGUAUAUUGCAAGCCGGUAAAUACAUCUGCCCAUUUUUGGCCUAUCUUACGCAGACAAGGGACGAAAAUGACGCCAAAUGUAAAGAUUGCGGCGAGAGGGGUACGCUAGACCACAUAAUAUGGGAAUGUGCCAGUUCCCCAGACAUCAAACAAAAUAUAUAUAGUAGAGAAGCCUGGGACGUCUGCCUGCGGAGCGAAGACCGCAACGUCCAGCAGCAAGCCGUCCGCCUUGCGGCUAAGGCCUUGAAGAAGCAACUUCACUAGUCCUGGUGUAGGUGUAGAUUCUGGUGUAAGCUGUUUCGUCGCUAAUUCCGACUGUCACACCAGAAUCUGACAGACCGCCAACCUUUAUAACAAAAUAUUCUAAUGCUUUCCCAGACAAAGAACAUCCUACGACAGUACCACCCGAUAUUAUCGAGCAACCACCGUUCCCGUAUGCACCAAGGGGCACCUAUCGCCGCAACAGGAACCUUAAAGAUAUGUUAGUGCGUGCAAAAUUCCGGCAACAUCAUUUCCUCGUAAUAAAAGCAUGUUGUCGCUCCAGGUUCAAAACAUGCAGGUACCUUCAAAGUGACAUUAAAAUUAAAAGCACCGCAAAUAGUUAUACACACGAAAUCUAGCUUCACUUGGACAAGUUCGGAUGUGAUUUAUAUGCUUGACUGUUCGUUCUCUGAGAAACAAUAUAUCGGUCAAACGGUACAAUCAAUGAACGUCAGAUUAAACGGACAUCGCGCGGACACAGGUAAAAAGCAUCCCAAAGCCGUCGCUGAGCAUUUCAACUAACCAGGUCAUAAGUUUGAUGAAUUUAAACUCUACAUCUUAGAGAGAUUUUUGUUGUGAACGAGAAAGAAAAUACAGAGAAUCAUACCUUAUCCAUAAGUUCAAGACAUUGCAACCAAACAGGCAUAAACGUUUCAAUGGGAGCUUUAGAAUGUAUUCGCUAUGUUAAAUUUGAAGCUGAGGGAACAACAGCUAGUUUGGUUUCUUAGCGGUUUUUUGUCUUAUUUCUGUUUUUUCUCUUUACUUUAUUUAUUCCUCUUUCGGAGACACGAUAGUCCACGACCACCAGCGAAACAGGAAACACAGGGCUGCUGUGCACGCCCUUGACAGUUGGUACUUUCACUGUAGUUAUGUCACACAGUGUCCACCGCUUAUGUCGUAACCUACUUUGUCGAUCUUUUUUUCCUCACACCGGCAUCCGCCAAGAAACGAAGAAAAAAGAACGAAUUCGUCUGUGUGCUCGAGGUAUCGUCAGAUAUUCCUGCGAACGAUGAAGCCAAAACAAUAGCAAGGACAGGUUGUGUGCGCUGUUCCAAGGCAAGCGCGCAGCAAAGUAUACUCUAACUGGGGAGUGUGCGUCGGGCGAUUGCCCGUACAUCGCCGACGUUGCCGAUUGUCGCCGUUAUAAGGCGACCACAUGCGGUGCGUCGACGCUCGCGCGGUGUCACUAAAGUUCGGGAGGCUAUGCGUUUACCACUUCCGAAGAAAUACGCUUACAUAAUACUCACGUUUAUCACGCACACUUGUGCUCCGUUGCUUGUGCAGCGAUAGUUUGCUUGUAUAUAAAUGUUCAUGGUAUCAGAAUCUCACAUGGAAGCUCCUUCUGGGAAAGCGCCUUCGGUGUAACACAGCGUUAACCCAAUUGACUAAAUCGCGUGUGGUGCAUGAAUGGUCACUGUAGGGGUGUCAUCUACUUGUAACAGUUAGCGCGCCAAGAUAUGCUCUUAGGAGGACUCUUGUGAACGUUGCAACGGUAUUGCCUGUUAGUUUGCCGUUUUAGCUAAGGUUUUACCGUCUGUUACAACAGUUUUGUCACUGUACCAUGCUUUAAAAUAUUUUGUCUUCACUCUGUAUUAUUCGAACUGCAACAAUGAGUGACACAAGCGGAUGAACUGCCAAAGCCCUAAAGAGUAUGCUUUUCUGUUUGUAUUUACGAGCCUUUUGAAUACAAGUAUACGAACCCCUGUU
Dermacentor andersoni is the source of this 9888-nucleotide messenger RNA. RefSeq names its product seizure 6-like protein 2. NCBI's taxonomy places the organism in Eukaryota, Metazoa, Arthropoda, Arachnida, Ixodida, Ixodidae. The record is from RefSeq and is a predicted model, not a curated record.